Messenger RNA from Colletotrichum siamense, 1623 nucleotides. Its product is annotated as Lactose permease. The record is from RefSeq and is a predicted model, not a curated record. Gene Ontology annotation, cellular component: membrane. NCBI's taxonomy places the organism in Eukaryota, Fungi, Ascomycota, Sordariomycetes, Glomerellales, Glomerellaceae. Gene Ontology annotation, biological process: carbohydrate transport; transmembrane transport. Gene Ontology annotation, molecular function: carbohydrate:proton symporter activity. The transcript is spliced from 5 exons. The coding region runs from base 1 to 1623 and encodes 540 amino acids.
AUGGCCGAAAAGGUUGACUCCGUCAACAUCUCACCUCACCAUAAGGAAGUCGAGACCAAGGUGGUCACCGGCUCCGAGGCCUUCAACGAGGCCAUGAUCAAGGAGCCGCCCAGUGCCUGGACCAAAGCUCAGAUUCUGAUCUACGCCUUCUCUCUCGUUGGUUUCUUCUGUUCCACCAUGAACGGAUACGACGGUUCUCUCAUCAACAACUUGCUGCAAAACCCCUCCUUUAAGGAGCGCUACGGAGCCGAGAACGACGGUAUCUGGGCCGGUAUUAUCUCUUCCAUCUACCAGAUCGGUGGUGUCGUCGCUCUUCCCUUCGUUGGUCCGGCCCUUGACACUUGGGGUCGCCGCAUCGGUAUGCUCAUCGGAGCCAGCAUCAUCAUCAUCGGAACAGUUAUCCAGGCCACCGCCAACGGCACCGGGCAAUUCAUGGGCGGCCGUUUCCUCCUCGGUUUCGGUGUUUCCAUCGCUGCUUCUGCCGGUCCCAUGUACGUCGUCGAAAUCAACCACCCCGCUUUCCGCGGUGUCGUCGGUGCCAUGUACAACACCCUUUGGUUCUCUGGUGCCAUUGUUGCCUCCGGCACUGCACGAGGUGCACUUGAAAUUCACGGGGACUCAAGUUGGAGAUUAAUUACUUGGCUUCAGUGUUUGUUCUCGGGUUUAAUCGUUCUCUUCUGCAUGUGGCUCCCCGAGUCUCCUCGAUGGCUGUUCGUCAACAACAAGAAGGACAAAGCUCUUGCUGUGCUCACCAAGUACCACGGCAACGGCAACCCCGACUCUCCUUGGGUUAAGCUGCAACUCCACGAGUAUGAGGAGCUCCUCGACAUGGAUGGUGCCGACAAGCGCUGGUGGGAUUACCGUGCUCUCUUCCGCAACCGCGCCUCCGUCUACCGCCUCUGCUGCAACAUGUGCGUUUCCAUCUUUGGUCAAUGGGCUGGAAACGCUGUGCUAUCUUACUUCCUCGGUUCCGUCCUCGACACCGCUGGCUACACGCACCCCAUCCAGCAGGCCAACAUCACCCUCAUCAACUCAUGCCAACAAUUUGCCUGCGCCAUCUUCGGUGCUCUCUUUGUCGACAAGGUCGGACGUCGCCCGCUCCUUCUCUUCUCUUUCUCCGCCUGCACUGUCGUCUGGCUCGGCAUGACCAUUGCUUCCGGCAUUCUUCACCAAUCUGAGACCAUCAACGCUGACGGCGACCCCGAGUUCCACAACGCGGCUGCAUCGCAAGCCUGCUUGGCCAUGAUCUUCCUCUUCGGUUCCGUCUACUCCGUCGGUAUCACUCCCCUCCAGGCUCUUUACCCCGUCGAGGUUCUUUCCUUCGAGAUGCGUGCCAAGGGUAUGGCCUUCUCCAACUUGGCUGUCAACGCCGCCGGUCUCCUCAACCAGUUCGCCUGGCCCGUUUCCAUGCAGAAGAUCGCCUGGAAGACCUACAUUAUCUUCACAAUUUGGGAUUUUGUUCAAACCGCCGUGAUCUUUCUUUACAUUCCCGAGACCAAGGGCCGCACUCUUGAGGAACUCGACCACAUCUUCGCCGCCAAGAACCCCGUCAAGGAGUCUACCCAGAAGAAGGAGGUUGCCGUCGACCGCUACGGCGACGUCGUCAACGUCCAGAACGUCUAA